This is a messenger RNA of Camelus dromedarius (Arabian camel), 608 nucleotides long. It is a transcript of the gene IAPP, whose product is annotated as islet amyloid polypeptide. Gene Ontology annotation, cellular component: extracellular region. Gene Ontology annotation, molecular function: hormone activity. The record is from RefSeq and is a predicted model, not a curated record. NCBI's taxonomy places the organism in Eukaryota, Metazoa, Chordata, Mammalia, Artiodactyla, Camelidae.
UGGUCCUUGGAUAUUAUGUUUUUAAAAAAAUUUUCUUAAAAGUAGGCUCUAGUUUAAUGUACCAUGAAUCAGAGCUAUAGUAAAUCGCUUGAUUUCAGGGCUGAAUUAUUCAUUUCAGAAAAUCUGAGAAGCAAGGGACAUCAUGAAGCUGCCAGUAGUUCUCAUUGUGCUCUCUGUUGCAUUAAACCACUUGGAAGCUACCAUUGAAAGUCAUCAGAUGGAAAAACGGACAUGCAACACUGCCACUUCUACGACUCGACGCCUGGCAAACUUUUUAGUUAUUCCAGUAUGAUGCCAUUCCAGUAUGAAGCUUGACGCCGUUUUCUCACCUACCAAUGUGGGAUCCAAUACAUAUGGCAAGGGGAAUACAGUUGAGAUUUUAAAAAGAGAACCACUGAAUUACUUACCCCUUUAGAGCUCAGUGCACCUCUACAGUUCUUCUUGUUUUAUGCAUAAAUACUCUAGUGAUUUCCUGUAUAAUUUAACAGUAUCUUUUUUCAUUUCUAGAGUGAAAUUAUGAAUCUGCGUGUUCCAUGUUUGUUGCCAGUACAUAUAAAUUGUCAUGCUAAGAAAUGUUUUAAAGUUAAUACUAAUUAAGAUCAUAUAAU